Molecule: messenger RNA, 1957 nt
Organism: Corylus avellana
Lineage: Eukaryota; Viridiplantae; Streptophyta; Magnoliopsida; Fagales; Betulaceae
Product: monooxygenase 2-like
Molecular function (GO): FAD binding
Source: RefSeq, a predicted model, not a curated record
UUAGCAAUCAUCCCCUUCACCACAGAAAAAGGAGCCAAAAUAUGAUGGAAACAGGGGAAGACAUUGUGAUUGUGGGAGCUGGAAUUGCUGGUCUUACAACAUCCUUAGGACUUCAUAGGUUGGGAAUUCGAAGCUUAGUGUUGGAAUCCUCGGAUAGAUUGAGGGUCACUGGAUUUUCCUUCACGACAUGGACAAAUGCUUGGAGGGCAUUAGAUGCUGUUGGCCUUGGUGACUCCCUCCGACAACAUCAUCAAAGGCUUUAUGGGAAUGUGACUAGCUCUACAAUUUCAGGACAUCAAACCUCAGAGACGUCAUUUGAAGCCAAAGGAAAACAUGGAGUCCAUGAAGUUCGUCGUGUCAAAAGGAAUAUGUUGGUGGAAGCCCUUGCAAAGGAGCUUCCAAGUGGCACAAUUAGGUACUCUUCCAAGGUGGUUUCUAUAGAGGAAUCAGGCUUCUAUAAGCUUUUGCAUCUUGCUGAUGGAACCAUUCUCAAAACCAAGGUGUUGAUUGGGUGUGAUGGAGUGAACUCAGUGGUGGCAAAGUGGCUGGGCUUCAACAAACCAGCUUUCACAGGGAGAUCUGCCAUUAGGGGCCGUGUGGAUUUCAAGCGCGAUCAUGGGCUUGGGAACAAGUUCAUGCAAUUUUUUGGGAAAGGUGCUCGAUCUGGUUUCCUUCCUUGUGAUGAUAACACUGUCCAUUGGUUUUUCACCUGGACUCCCUCCUCCAGCCAAGAGAAAGAGAUAAAAAAUAACGGAGCUGAAAUGAAGCGACUUGUGCUAAGCAAGCUAGGAAAGAUGCCUGAUGAAGUAAGGGCUGUUAUUGAAAACACUGAUUUGGAUAGUUUUAUAUCAUCCCCAUUGAAGUACAGACAUCCUUGGGAGCUUCUUUGGGGAAAUAUCAGCAAAGGCAAUGCUUGUGUGGCCGGUGAUGCUCUCCACCCCAUGACUCCAGACAUUGGCCAAGGUGGUUGUGCUGCCUUGGAAGAUGGUGUUGUCUUGGCCAGGUGUCUUGCUGAGGCGUUAUUGAAAGAACCAAGUGGGGAGAAAUUACCUGAAAAAGAAGAAUAUAAGAGGAUUGAAAUGGGGUUGAAGAAGUAUGCCAAAGAGAGGAGAUGGAGAAGCAUUGAGCUCAUUACUACUGCUUAUAUGGUUGGUUUCUUCCAACAGGGUGAUGGAAAAGUGAUGAACUUCUUUAGGGAUAUAUUGGCUGCAUACAUGGCUGGGUUGCUGUUGAAGAGGGCUGACUUUGAUUGUGGGAAGCUCAGCAUUUCAUAAAUGCAUCCAUAUGCCUAUGUACUAAAGAUAAAGUAAUUAUUGUUUAUAAUAAUGUGUGUGAUGAAUAAAGAGGAUUGAAAUGGGGUUGAAGAAGUAUGCCAAAGAGAGGAGAUGGAGAAGCAUUGAACUCAUUAGUACAGCUUAUAUGGUUGGUUUCAUCCAGCAGGGUGAUGGAAAAGUGAUGUACUUCUUUAGGGAUAUAUUGGCUGCAUACAUGGCUGGGUUGCUGUUGAAGAGGGCUGAUUUUGAUUGUGGCUCAGCAUUUCAUAAAUGCAUCCAUAUGCCUAUGUACUAAAGAUAAAGUAACUAUUGUUUAUAAUAAUGUGUGUGAUGAAUAAAGAGGAUUGAAAUGGGGUUGAAGAAGUAUGCCAAAGAGAGGAGAUGGAGAAGCAUUGAACUCAUUAGUACAGCUUAUAUGGUUGGUUUCAUCCAGCAGGGUGAUGGAAAAGUGAUGUACUUCUUUAGGGAUAUAUUGGCUGCAUACAUGGCUGGGUUGCUGUUGAAGAGGGCUGACUUUGAUUGUGGGAAGCUCAGCAUUUCAUAAAUGCAUCCAUAUGCCUAUGUACUAAAGAUAAAGUAAUUAUUGUUUAUAAUAAUGGGUGUGAUGAGUUGUUGCCCAUGGCAUAUGUUUUAAAGCAAUGUAAUUCAAGUGUUGAAGACAUUCACCUGCUACAGAUUUUAAU